Molecule: messenger RNA, 2018 nt
Organism: Orbicella faveolata
Lineage: Eukaryota; Metazoa; Cnidaria; Anthozoa; Scleractinia; Merulinidae
Product: tRNA (cytosine(72)-C(5))-methyltransferase NSUN6-like
Biological process (GO): RNA methylation
Molecular function (GO): RNA binding; RNA methyltransferase activity
Source: RefSeq, a predicted model, not a curated record
GUCAUGUAUCAACACAAAAUAUCACGAACUCUUACUCCAAUGGAGCACAUUUGGGGAAAAGCCUUUUGCCUAACCUAAGAAACACUAGAUUGUGUUUUUUUGUUUCCUAGAUCUUUUAUCCAAAUAUCAGUAAUGCAGGUAUUGUUUAAUGAUCGCUUUGAUUCUGUUUUUAGGUCGCUGCUUGCUUGGUAUCGAUCAGUGAUUCAGUCACUCAGAGUCACUCGAUCAGGGCAUUUUCCAAGCGAAAUGAUCACGAACAUAAAAAAUAAAGAUCCGAAGACACUCGCGAAAUCUGCGGUAUAGAGGUUUUGCACGGCAGCCAUGUUGCAUGGCAGGAGCAAUAAAUUCUUUUUCCUAUGGGGAAAAAUGUUCUUCCUAAUGCAAAACAUUUUCAUUGGUCUUGCCAUGCAACAUGGCUGCCAUGCAUAACCUCCAUUAGAAACCUUUUCUUGCCGGGGGUGAGUAUCGUCUUCCUUCCCCACCCUCUCCUACACAUGACUUCCUUUUUCUUUGUCCUCACCCACUCCCACGGGCACUACUGCUCGGCGGAACUGGGUACUAGUUCCAAAAAAAAAUGGCGGCCAUUUGAGGAUGUCACAUCGUCUUCCAAAAUUGUCCUUCUUAUUCCCUGAAGUCGAAGACUUUUUGAGAAAUUCCCUGUUUCCUAGAGAGGAACAUUAUUUGAAUGACAACUUUGAGGGAUUUCAUAAACUUCUGGAUACACUCAGCACUCCACCACUGUUUACUGUUGUGCGAGUUAACACUUUGAAGACAACUGUACAUGAAGCUCGGCAGCAGUUGCAGAAGAUUCUGGAGGAGGGAGGCAAGGAAGGAGAACAAUGUCAUUACAAAGUGACAGAGCAUCACAUGGUCAAGGACAUUCUGUUGAUCCAUGGUUCUGGUCCAAAAGAUGAUCUUGUGCCAGCUUCAAAGGAGAUCAUUGUUGACUCGCACUGUGGUGCCGCUAUACUCCGAGGUGCAGAUAUCUAUGCUCCUGGUGUCAUGGCAGCCCACCCUGGUAUUGAAAGAGGAGAUUUAGUGUCAGCGUUUGCUGAUCUGGAGGGCAAAUGCCGUAAGGGUCUAACCAAACCCUAUGAUGGCCAAAAGGUGUUUGUUGGAAAUGGAACUGCUGUGCUUGCCAGGAAGGAGAUUUUCUGCUCUCAGCAAAAUGUAAGUGGUGUGGCAGUCUGUAUGACGUCCCCUCUGUUUAGCUGCCCGUCACUGAGUGGAGUUCUUCCUCAUUUACUGUUCCUUCAGAACUUGCCGUCUGUUGUAGUUGGACACGUGUUGGAUCCUCAUCCCAGUGAAAUUAUCUUAGACAUGUGUGCUUCCCCAGGUGGCAAAACUACUCACCUAGCAUCACUCAUGGGGGACAAGGGCGCAGUAGUGGCUUUUGACAAGAGUGAGCCCAAAGUGGCAAAGCUGAAGGCAAACUGUGAGAAACUUGGCAUUCAGUGUGUAAAGAGCUUCAUGUAUGAUGGAAUCAAAGCCCUGGAUGCUGAAAAACAUUAUAACAGAGGAAAUAUUUCCCUUCCUCCUUCUCCACCCUACCCCUGUGGAACAUUUGAUCGCAUCCUCCUUGAUGCUCCCUGCAGUGCUUUGGGUCAGCGGCCUCAGUUUGUUGUCAGAAUGAAUUUGAAAGAGUUACAGUCUUACCCGAGGCUUCAAAAGAAACUCUUCACUACUGCUGUAGGCUUAUUGAAGGAUGGAGGUGUGCUUGUCUACUCUACCUGUACAAUACCUCCACAGGAAAAUGAGGAACAAGUGGCCUGGGCUCUGAAGUCGUUUCCUUGUUUAAAGCUAGCUAGACAGACUCCCCAUUUAGGAGGACCCGGGCUUCCUAACUGUGGUUUGUCAGAAGAUGAAUGUCAGUUGGUGCAGCGAUUUGAUCCAACCAGUCUUUAUAAUGCUCAGACAGAUCAAACCGACACAUACAAUUUAGACACUAUCGGUUUCUUUAUUGCCAAGUUUGUUAAAAAGUGCCUUUAAAAGAGCAAAUAGAAAACAUUUCAAAAUUA